This is a messenger RNA of Cucumis sativus (cucumber), 1884 nucleotides long. RefSeq names its product sugar transporter ERD6-like 7. The record is from RefSeq and is a predicted model, not a curated record. Bases 286 to 1707 code for a protein of 473 amino acids. Gene Ontology annotation, cellular component: membrane. Gene Ontology annotation, molecular function: sugar transmembrane transporter activity. Gene Ontology annotation, biological process: carbohydrate transport; transmembrane transport. The transcript is spliced from 18 exons. Lineage: Eukaryota; Viridiplantae; Streptophyta; Magnoliopsida; Cucurbitales; Cucurbitaceae.
CGUGAUUACUCUGCUUAUUGUCUAGGGGCUGUUAAGUUGAGUAAUUUGGAAGACUUGGAUUGGAUGGGUAAAAAGAAUCGAUCUACUCUUUGGUUAUUCACGCUAACUCACUCAGCUGUGUUUUUAUCAGUAACCAAACACCAACUUCGUAUAACUAUGGCAACUGGCUAAUAAAAGGGUCUUAUACUAUCAACACCAUUCGAGUUGGGCGCAAAAAGAAUCAAAGAAUCUAGCGUGAGGGAAAAAGUUUGAUUUGUCAUCAGUCUUCAGUUGAGAGAGAAGAAAAUGGCGAUCAGUCAGGAUGUGGAAGAGAGUGGGCAAGAAGCAGCAGGACAGCCAUUUUUGCAGGAUGAGAGUAAGUGGACUCACAACAGUGAAGAGCGUCGCCCAUGGAUGGUCUACCUCAGCACUUUGGUGGCUGUUUGUGGCUCCUACGAAUUUGGAACUUGUGCAGGUUAUUCCUCGCCUACUCAGAGUGCUAUCAUAAACGAUCUUCAUCUCUCUUUAGCUGAGUUUUCACUUUUUGGCUCCAUACUGACAUUUGGUGCAAUGAUUGGUGCAAUUACCAGCGGACCUAUUGGAGAUCUCCUUGGCCGGAAAGGGGCAAUGAGAGUUGCUACUGGUGCUUGUGUGGCUGGGUGGCUAGCAAUAUACUUCGCACAGGGAGUAGUGGCUUUGGAUAUUGGACGAUUCGCUACUGGAUAUGGAAUGGGCGUCUUUUCUUAUGUGGUUCCUAUUUUCAUUGCUGAAAUUGCACCUAAGAACCUAAGAGGAGCUCUAACUACCCUCAAUCAGUUCAUGAUUUGCACAGCAGUGUCUAUAUCCUUCAUAAUUGGGAAUGUACUCUCGUGGAGAACUCUAGCAUUGAUUGGACUUGUCCCUUGUGUCAUUCUGACAUUUGGUCUUUUCUUCAUUCCUGAAUCUCCAAGAUGGCUGGCAAAAGAGCGACGACAAAAAGAAUUUGAAACGGCUCUCCAAAAACUUCGUGGUGAGGACGUUGAUGUGUCCCAAGAGGCAGCUGAAAUCCAGGACUUUGUAACAACCCUUGAACAACUCCCAAAACCCAAAGUGACCGAUUUGUUUCAGAGGAUGUACUUGCGCUCAGUCAUUAUUGGAGUUGGAUUAAUGGUUUGCCAACAAUUUGGUGGAAUUAAUGCAAUCUGCUUCUAUGUAGCCAACAUUUUUGAGUCAGCAGGGUUUUCGGUGUUCAUUGGAACUAUAAGCUAUGCUAUUCUUCAGGUCGUAGUAACAGGCAUUGGGGGCCUCUUAAUGGACAAGGCAGGGAGAAAGCCCUUGAUAUUGGUUUCUGCAUCAGGGUUAGUCCUUGGUUGUCUCCUAGACGCAAUUGCUUUUUAUCUGAAGGAGAACAAUCUAGCAAUCCAAGCAGUUCCAUUGUUGACCGUAGCUGGGGUGUUGGUGUAUAUAGGAUCUUUUUCAAUUGGAAUGGGUGCUGUUCCUUGGGUUGUAAUGUCUGAGAUAUUCCCCAUAAACAUUAAAGGACUAGCUGGAAGCAUGGCAACACUAACCAACUGGUUUGGUGCUUGGGCUUGUUCCUAUACUUUUAACUUCCUUAUGGCCUGGAGCUCCUACGGUACCUUCCUUAUUUAUGCAGUGAUCAAUGCAAUGGCUAUAGGAUUCGUGGUGCUGAUAGUGCCUGAGACAAAGGGGAGAUCCCUUGAACAAAUCCAAGCGGCUAUUAAUGGAUAGUUAUAGUACUUCAUUGAAGAGGCAACCAAAGUCAAACCAAAUCAUUCUUGUCAUUUCCAUGACUUUCAUAUCUUGUUCAGUGCUUUCAAACUAAAGUUAGCACAUCGUUUUCAGUGUAUUUAAUUGACAUUGGUUAGAGUUGAGAAAUAAUGUAUGAUCGUAAUUUGUUUGGUGUUA